GAAUAUCAUUAGAGGGAAAAGGUUUCUUAGAGAACUUUGAGGUUGUUGGACUUCCAUACUUUACAACUUCAAUUGAAUAUCACCACAAUCCUCCCCCCAAGAGGACAGCUCCUUCAACUUGUGAUUCCAGCAAUAUAUCAACUAAUCAAAUACAGAUCGAGCAAAAUGAGCGCGAUCAAUUCAACUAAAGAAGGCACAGCUUCGUCCUUUCAAGAUACGGAGCAGUCGCACCGAAGAGAAAAUUUCAUUAACAGGAAUCUCGAAAUUUCAGAAGAUGUCGACUAUUGUCAACAGGUUUUUACAAUUACCUUAAUUUGUAUUCAGUCCAAUCCUAUCGAGGAUCAGUAUAAAAGCAGAUUUUCACUGUUUCUUCGCUCAAAAUAUCUCCCGUAUCUUAUCAAAGAACGCGAUAAUAACCCUAUGCCACCAUAUGCCCUUUGGAUGCAUUCAUAUGAUCAAAAGUGCAAGGGAACCCAGCCAGAUGCAACAGCGUUUUUUUGUCAGAUGUUAGAUGCCCACAGUGGUUCCGAUUUCGAUCUCGAAUUUAGACGGUUCUUGGAUAAAAAUCGUCAAUUCCUCGAACCUUGCAGGAGACCAAUAGAUCCAAUGCCAGCAUCAAUUCCGCUUACACCACGUUCUAAUCUUGAACUUCAGCUCGUUCUCGUCGAUCGUGCGCUCGAAGCUCAAUCGAAGGCUUCUUUCCCAACAAAAAUGGAAAGCAAGAUGGAAGAUGAAGUCAAGGGUGAAGUUCUGGGAAAGCUUUCAGAGUUGACAGAAUCCAUCAAGUCUGUGAUCGAAGUUGUGGCCAACGGCAGUACGAAAACCAUGUCAAAUGGAUCUAAUAGUCUCGAACAACCAAGCAAGAAAAGAAAAGGUGCACCGAAAUAGAAUUAUACGCUGGAGGUAUACACGACUACUCAUCUUGAGUGCCAAAUUACCAACAUACGCACGCAGAUAGAACAUUAUUACGGACUUUCAAUGGAAUGCUUUUCAACCAAUAUCACACGGGGAGUGAGUUUGUGAGCAUCGGAUGGGCUGCUGGAAUAUAUUUGAGGGGAAGUCUCAGAGUUUAUGGGUGUCUGGAAUGACAUCGACAUUUUGGAGGCUCGGAUACUUCAGAGAGCUUGAGUUUAUCAUCCUCGACCCGAGGAACGUGAUUCUUAUUGCAGUGUUAAGCGAUGAUAUUCUUGUGGUAGGGAAGUAUGGUUGACAGGAAGCAACGUAUGCGGAAUGAACAGUUUAGUCAAUGAAAAGGCAAUUAAAAGAGAAAGCGAACUUCUGCGUUCAAUUGAUCUUGACUGUAACA
This is a messenger RNA of Botrytis cinerea B05.10, 1306 nucleotides long. RefSeq lists its product as hypothetical. The transcript has a single exon. The record is from RefSeq and is a predicted model, not a curated record. NCBI's taxonomy places the organism in Eukaryota, Fungi, Ascomycota, Leotiomycetes, Helotiales, Sclerotiniaceae. Bases 166 to 888 code for a protein of 240 amino acids.